Messenger RNA from Hibiscus syriacus, 2271 nucleotides. Its product is annotated as cryptochrome-1-like. Gene Ontology annotation, cellular component: cytoplasm; nucleus. Gene Ontology annotation, molecular function: FAD binding; blue light photoreceptor activity; DNA binding. The record is from RefSeq and is a predicted model, not a curated record. Gene Ontology annotation, biological process: circadian regulation of gene expression; blue light signaling pathway; entrainment of circadian clock by photoperiod. The transcript is spliced from 4 exons. NCBI's taxonomy places the organism in Eukaryota, Viridiplantae, Streptophyta, Magnoliopsida, Malvales, Malvaceae. Bases 204 to 2150 code for a protein of 648 amino acids.
GGGGAUCACUGAGACAGGUAGGGCAAAGUUUAAUUGAAGUUUGAUUUGGUUGGAUAUCUUGGAUACAUAAACAACAGGAAAUUUUGAUUUCUUGGAAAAUCUGGGUUUUGAUUCAAGUUUUGAGUUGCUUUUGUAGCAUUUAAUGUUUAUGAAUUCGAACACAUCGGUCAUCGUCUCAUCGGAAAGAUCUUGUUAGUUUCAACAUGAAUAGUAGUAGUAGCAGCAGCAGCUGUAAGACAAUAGUCUGGUUUAGGAGGGAUCUUAGGAUUGAUGACAAUCCUGCUUUGACCGCUGCCGCGAAGGACAACGGCGUUUUUCCGGUCUAUAUAUGGUGCCCCAAAGAGGAAGAGCAGUUCUAUCCCGGUCGAGUAUCGCGAUGGUGGCUGAAGCAAUCUCUUGCUCAUUUGGAGCAGUCUUUGAAGUCUCUUGGUUCUGAACUUGUGCUGAUCAAGACACAUAAUACUCUUUCAGCUCUUUUGGACUGCAUCAACGCUACCGGCGCGACUAAAGUCAUAUUUAACCAUCUUUAUGAUCCACUUUCGUUAGUUCGAGAUUAUAACAUCAAAGAGAAGCUGGCAGAGGCCGGCAUUUCUGUGCAAAGCUACAAUGGAGAUUUAUUAUACGAGCCAUGGGAGAUAUAUGAUGAGAAGGGGCAAGCUUUUACGACCUUCGAUGCAUACUGGGACAAGUGUUUGAACGUGCAAAUGGAACCUGUUUCACUUCUUCCCCCAUGGAGAUUGCUGCCAGUUGCAGUGACAGGAACAAUAGAAAGGUGCUCGAUUGAAGAUUUGGGCCUCGAAAACGAAACAGAAAAAGCUAGCAAUGCAUUGUUAGGAAGAGCAUGGUCUCCAGGCUGGAGCAAUGCCGAUAAGGCUCGAAUCGAGUUUAUUGAACAAAACCUAUUCAACUAUUCGAGAAGCAGGCUUAAAGUCGGGGGCAACUCCACAUCUCUUUUGUCUCCGUAUCUUCAUUUCGGGGAGCUGAGUGUGAGGAAAGUUUUCCAGAGUGCACGGAUGAAACAGUUACUAUGGAGAAGAGAACAUAAUGCUCAGGGGGAAGAGAGUGUAACACUUUUUCUAAAGGCCAUCGGGCUUAGAGAGUACUCACGGUACCUUACCUUCAACUUUCCAUUCACUCACGAGAGACCGCUAUUGAGCAACUUGAAGUAUUUUCCUUGGAAUGCCGAUGCGAACCAUUUUAAAGCUUGGAGACAAGGUCGGACGGGAUAUCCGUUGGUGGAUGCUGGAAUGAGGGAGCUUUGGGCAACUGGUUGGAUACACAAUAGAAUAAGAGUUAUCGUUUCGAGUUUCGCGGUCAAGUUUCUACUCCUUCCAUGGAGAUGGGGAAUGAAGUAUUUCUGGGACACGCUUUUGGAUGCAGAUUUAGAAUGUGAUAUUCUCGGUUGGCAGUACAUUUCCGGCAGCUUACCCGAUGGUCACGAGCUAGAACGAUUAGACAGUCCACAGAUUCAAGGGGCCAAGUUUGAUCCUGAAGGUGAAUAUGUAAGGCAAUGGCUGCCGGAGCUAGCGAGGAUGCCGACCGAGUGGAUCCAUCAUCCUUGGGAUGCACCUCUUACCGUGCUUAAAGUUGCCGGAGUUGAGUUGGGGUUAAACUAUCCAAAACCUGUAAUAGAUAUCGAUACAGCUAGAGAACAUCUGAGAGAAGCUAUAUUUAAAAUGUGGGAAACGGAAGCAGCUGCAAAGGCUGCAACUUCGGACGGGAUGAGCGAAGAAGUUUUUGACAAUUCCAAUGGCAUUGAAACGUCUCCAAUCCCCAAAGUUAUUCUAAAGGAAAAGUCUUCUUGUCCGACAUAUUCAUCUAAUGAUCAAAGGGUUCCAUCGUUUCAGAAUGGCAAUAAUGGUUCAUUGCAUAGGAAGAGAGCAAAACUUGUGGAAGAAGAAAGGUUGCCUGCUGAUAAACCGAAUAAUCACAGUAAACAAGCAGGGACCUCUGGAGGAGGUGACUUAUGCUCAACAGCCGAAUCUUCAGCAUCUAAGAGGCAAAGUAUUAGCAGAAUAUCAUUUUCUGUUCCCCAAGCUUGUUCUUCGUCCGAUGGCAGGCCUUUGCAGGAGUAUGAAUCUUCUGAUACGAAGCGAUCGAUGCAAGAAACAAUCAACUUGGAACAGACUUCAAGCAAGAAUGGUAAGUAAAGCUACAUAGUUAUCUGACUAAUACAUUGGAUUAUGCCAACCUGCAAAACUAAGCCCUCGAAGAACCCGGGGUGCCGCAAAUUAUGCUCAUGAUAUAUAUAUAUAUAUAUAAGUCGAAUUA